Molecule: messenger RNA, 9607 nt
Organism: Monodelphis domestica (gray short-tailed opossum)
Lineage: Eukaryota; Metazoa; Chordata; Mammalia; Didelphimorphia; Didelphidae
Gene: BORA
Product: BORA aurora kinase A activator
Biological process (GO): regulation of mitotic nuclear division; activation of protein kinase activity; regulation of mitotic spindle organization
Cellular component (GO): cytoplasm; nucleus
Molecular function (GO): protein kinase binding
Source: RefSeq, a predicted model, not a curated record
CGGCAACGCGAUUGGAUGAGCUCCCGGAAGCCCCGAGCCCUGGUUGGCUCUGGGCACCGCGAAAUCUGGGAGUUAAAGAGUAGCUGGCUGCCGCUGCCACGGCGGCUGCUGGACCCUGCUCCUGGGAGAACCACCUGGAUCCCUGAUCUCUGCCGAUCCCGAUUGCUGGGGUCGUGACUUCUCAUCCGCAACAUAUAGUUUUAUCACUGUGCUAUGGGAGAUGUCAAAGAAGCUAAAAUGCAAAUAACACCUGAAACUCCAGGGAAGAUCACUGUUCUAAAUCCUUUUGAAAGUCCAAGUGAUUAUUCUAGUCUUCAAGAGCAAAUUGUUUCCAGCCCUUCUGUUUUUAAAUCAACAAAGUCUUCAUCAACUCCAGGGAAAUUUAGAUGGUCUAUUGAUCAACUUGCUGUCAUAAAUCCUGUGGAAAUAGACCCAGAAGACAUUCAUCGUCAAGCUUUAUAUUUAAGUCAUUCUGGAAUAGAUAAAGAUGUGGAAGACAAAAGACAAAAAGCAAUUGAAGAGUUUUUCACUAAAGGCGUAAUUGUACCUUCUCCUUGGACUGAUCACGAAGGGAAACAACUAUCACAAUGUCAUUCCAGUAAAUGUAUAGACAUAAACAAUGUAUCUCCAAUUGGAAGAGAACCGGCCAUCUCUUCUGGAAAAAACAAUGUUGCAUGUCAAACAUUGUUGUCUCUCCCUGUGGAUUUUAAUUUAGAAAAACUGUUAGGUGAAUAUUUCAGAGCAGAUGAAUUUGCAGACCAAUCUCAAGAAAACCUCAGUUCCUCAUCUCUAAGAAGAAAACUGUUUUUAGAUGGAAAUGGAAGUAUGUCUGACUCUUUGUCUCCAACUUCUCCCAAGAGUCCAUAUAGUAAUGCUCCAGCAUCACUUGAAGUCCUUUAUUCAAUAGAUUUAUCCCCAGUUAGAUGUAGAAGCCCUGUGGAAACACCAAGCUCGGGUCAGUUUUCCUCCAGUCCUAUUCGGGGAGGUACAAGAAAAUAUAGCUUGGGAAGCAUAACAAGUCCUUCAUUUCCAGAGCACCCCCCUACAAGUAUUGCUUCACCAACAUUCUCUCCAAUUGCUUUUCAGAUAGGAAAAACCCCACUUUCUGAACCAAGGAAGUGUACCUUUCGUUCUCCUGAUGUGCCAUCAGCUCCAAAUUCUAAUGGUGUUACCAACUCUUGUACCAGAAGUCCUUACAUAGAUGGCUGCUCUCCGAUUAAAAAUUGGUCUCCAAUGAGACUAGGGACAUGCAAAGGAAGCACUCAGUACCGUACUUCACUCAUUCGGAUACCUUUUACUCUUGAGCAUCACAAUGAAGAAGUAGAAGAAGAAAAAGAAAAAGAAAAUGUUCUUUCCACAGAUGUCUCUUCACCAGCAAUGGAUACUGCUGGAGUACAUUUUCGACAGCUAGAUGGGGAUGCUUUUGCACGUGGCACACAUUUAGUUGUGGCUACCAUGUCUAUUACAAAAGAUCAGUCCAGUGUUCAUGAGAAAGAAUUGGCAUUAUUGCAAGACACUGAAGGUGAAAAGGAGAAUACCUCUGUAGAUAUGAUUGAUCCUGUAGAAAUAGCAGAUGACAACAUAUGGGUUAAGGAUACAGUUGGUAAUGGGAGUUUACCAAUGACUGGAUUUAUGACAGGCAUUGCUUUCAGUAUUGAAAGCUCUCAUAUGUGCAUGUCACCUCUUGCAGAAAGCAGUGUCAUUCCUUGUGAAAGCAGUAGCAUUCAGGUGGAUAGUGGCUAUAAUACACAGACUUGUGGGAGCAGUAUAAUUGAUACAAUUGGAAUCGGAACAGAGAGCUAUUGUAGAGAAAGUGAUGCACUGUCCUGUGAAAUGCAGAACAAAUCUCAAAUUCUUGAAGCAAAGGUGGAGUUUGAGUUCUUGGACAUAAACACCAUUAAAAGGCACUAUUACUACUCAAGUUUAAAGAUUCAAAAUAGAUGGAUUCUUCGAACUUGUGCAGAAGCAGCAGGUACAUAUCUACUGAAGGAAGCUCUACAACACUGUGGAUACUCCAUCAUAUAAGGAGUAUAUUCCACUCAAAGUCAACAUAGCUAGCUACCUGACUAAUGAACCACUUAUUAAUAUGCUUGAUUUCAACCUCCCUUGCAUUAGGAAAUAAGGAGAACAAUUAGAGAUUUUUAACUAUUUGGAACUUGAAGACCUUUCUUGAUAACUGGGCCUUAGUUUCUUGAAGUAGCUUCUAAACAGAACUGGGAAAAUGAUAAAAAAAAUAGGUAGAGACAAUGAUAUUAGUAAAGAACAAAAGAAAAUUUGUCAUAGAUAAACUACAAGGCAGAUGAACUGGGUACAGAUUCACUGAUUAGACUAUCUUAUAUCAGAAGUAUCAGAUGGAAAUAGCCAAAUCCAAGAAUUUGGAUGCCAAAGGAAUGUACCUUGGAUUUUGCUGCCUUCACAAGGACUUCAUAAUUUGACGGAGGAGGAGCAGGAUGUUUUCUGAGCAAGGCAUUUUCAGAAAAUUCUUCAUGGAUUUUCUUUGCAACAGAAACAUUGGCAAGCAACAUAAAUUCCUCCACCAUGGAAUUUGUUUCUCUGUCAAUGGAAAAGAAUAUCAGGGUGUGGAAAAAUGGGAACACUAAUAUACUGUCAGUGGAACUAUGAACUGGUCAAAGCAUUCUGGAGAGCAAUUUAGAAUUAUGCCGAAAGAGUGACAAAAUUCUGUAUACCCUUAGAUGCGGCAAUACCACUAUGGAGCAUACUUCCCAAGGUAAUAAUAAUAAAAAAAGAUCCUACAUGUUCUAAAAUAUUUAUAGCAGCUAGCUCUCUUUGUGGUGGCAAAAAACUGGAAACUGAGGAGAUGCCAAUGAUUAUGGAAUGGUUGACCAGUUGUGGCACUAUUGUGAUAGAAUGCUACUAUGCCAUAAGAAAUGAUGAGCAGAGGGAAAGGUAGGUGGCUCGAUGAAUAGAGAGCCAGGCCUAGAGUGGGUUCAAAAAAAAAAAAAAGUGGGUUCAAAAAAAAUGGGGUCAGAGGACCUGGGUUCAAAACUGACCUAGAUUUUACCACUUCUGCUUUGGAACCAAUACUUAUUAUAUGAGAGAGAUGGAAGGGUUAAAAAAAAGAUUAACGGGUUGAUUGUUUUAAAAAAUGGAGAGACCCACAUGAAAUUGCAAAAAGUUAAAGAAGUAGAUUCAAGAGAACAUUACUAACAGCUACAGAACUAAUGUUUAAAAAAUAACUUGUGAAUGUCCAUAUCUCAAGAAAACUGAUAAACAAAAAACACAAAAAACAUAGUUUAUAUAUACUUUUUUUUGGUCAAACAAUGUCUUUUUACAUUGCAGAGAGGGGAGGAAGGGAGCAAGAUACUUGGAAAUUUUAAUGUAACAAACAAUAAUUCUUAAAAGUAAAAAAAAACCCUCAAGAUUUUAAAACAUUAUAAAGGGGAAACAAACCACAUUAUUAUUUUUACUAGCAAUUUAAAGGGAAGGAUCAAUGUAUCCAGUAUCAAGUGCUAAAUUUCAAGUUAAAGAGAAGUUUUAAUUCUGGGUUUGCCAUUUCCGUAUUUGUGUGACCUCCUCUCUGGGCAUGAAGUUCUUCCUCAUUCUCCAAUGACCUUUUGAGAGUGAAACCUACUAUUCCACUAAUUAAAUGUAUACUUGUAUAUACAUAUUUUUAAAAUGCAAGCCCUUCUAUAUUAUCUCCUACUCACAUCAUCAUGAUUUUGGAACCUUGUAGGAUCUGACAGCAAAGUGCAAUCUGACUAGUUAAAGCUUUUCUUUAGUCUUCACCAUUCCUAAUUUCACUGAUGAUUUGAACACUCAUGAUAAUACCACCUCUCUCAGGAAAAUGUCUUUCAGUUAAGAGGUCUUAGUUUACUCAUCUGUAAAAGGAGGGGACUGAAUUUGAUGGUCUAUUCCAGAUCAAAGUCUCUGGUCAUAUAAACCCUGCACAAAACCAUAUUCCUUUUUAAUUCUUCACACUACGCCUCCCAAUAUACCUACCAUAUACCUAUCUGAUUUUUCAUAACUCAAUAUCUCCCUUGGUUUCUGUUUUAACCUAGGAAUUUGACUGAAAAAAGGGGAGAUGCUAACUAGAGUGAAUUCUAAUAUCCAAUGAAGGACAUGUCUUCCCAUAAAUCCCCUCAAGAGAAUCCAUUCAAUGUGUGCUAAGAAUCUCAGUGUUCCAUUCAAACUAUCCAACUGCUUUUUGUUUUUGUUUUUUUUUUAAUUUUUUGCCAAAUUGGACCACUCCCAUUACUGGGCAUAUAUCCUGAGGGGCUGGUGAGUACAAUACCCAGGAAGAGGUAAUCUCAAAGUUCUCAGUGGCACAGUACUAGAGUUUAGAAGGUAAGAAUUAUUUGUUUGAAAGUCAUCUGCAGAUGACAUUGAAGCCAUAGGAAUGAAUAAGACUUAAAAUCAAGUUCUGCCUUAGACACUAGCUACUUGAUCCUGGUGAAACUCAUUAAAUCUUUUUAGGCCACAAACUGCCUCAUCUAUAGAUAGUGGUCUAAUGGCCUUCAGAAUUUGAAAAACAAUAACAUUUUAUUAAAACAAUCUAGUAAAAGUUAGUAUAAGCACAGCGGUACUUGAUUUUAAGAAAAUUAAUCAAAAUAUUACCAUUUUUUCCCCUGAAACUUAAUUGCUCUGGCCAAAUAAUUUACCAGUUAAUGAUUAACAGACUAAUAUAUUAACUCACUAUAAUAGCUAUGUUGGUCUUUAGACUUAUCUAUUACAAGGUCCUUGAGAAAUUUUCUUAUCUUGAUAGCACUGGCCAGAGCUUGCACUCCACUGGCAUAAAUUUAUAAAUGUUUAAUAAUUAAUAAACAAUAGAUAUUUUGGUGAUUUUAAAAAAUAUAUCACUAUUAUUCCAAGUAUCCUGUUCUCUCUCCCUUAAGCAAAGCACCCCUCAUAACAAAGAAAAAAACAAGAGCUAAAAGGUGGUUCUGCAAAAUCAACCGAUAAAACAACUAAGUCAGACAUUAUAUAUAAUAUUUCACACCCAAAAUCCUUACAUCAGAAAAAAGAAGGGAAGUCACACUGGCAGAUUUAAAAGAAGCAUUGGCUAUUGGCUCCAUAUCAUGAGUAUGACUUUUGUGGAGGACAAUGGAAAGUUUCAAGUGCAAACAGAUUUUAGCAUAUUCCUGAUGAAAAUAUGUUAAAAAGUAAAAAAGAUGCCCCUGAAAUAAUGAGGAAAGGAGAUGGGUCAAGAAAAAUAAAAGAUAACAGACAAGACAACUAGUACUGUCCUUAUAUCCAGUAUUAAGACUUAGAGAAAAGGCCUCUAGCUCACUGGACUGCGAUCUUUAGGUUUGUUACAAGACAUGUAUAAAGACUUUCGAAAUGGGAAGAUGUCUUUGGGAUCUGUACCAUUAGAGGGAAUGCUCACACUGAGGAGAUCACAAAGGAAGUAUUUUUUUAAAAAAUGCUUGCCAUCUUAGAAUCAAUACUAAGUAUCAGAUCCAAGGCAGAAGAGUGGUAAAGAAGACCAAGCAAUUGGGAUUAAGUAACUUGCCUAAAGUCACAUAGCUAGGAAUUGAAUAUUUGAUUUGAACCCCAGACCUCCCAUCUUCAGGUCUGGCUCUCAAUCCUUUGAGUCACUUAGGUGCCCCUAUACUUAAGUAUUUAAGUUAACUUUUAGUAGCCAAAGGAAAAUAAAUGUUAUUCAUGCACACCUACUUAUGCGUUUAUAUUCUAAAUGUUCAUGUUGAAAUUCAAAAAUCUUACUCAUUUUUUAUUAAAAAAUAACAUACCUGAGUUCCUUUGUCUGGAGAUCUAUAGGGUCAUGAGUUUCACUAUCCACAUGAAAUCGAACUUCUGGAGAAGAAAGUAUCAAAGCCCUUUAAAAAAAACAGUCAAAUAUCUCUAUUAUAGUCAGAAAUAUGAAAAUAAUCCCUAGAUAAAAAUUAAAGAAUGUGUUCAACAGAACUUUGCUGAAGGUCUUAAAUAUAGUAGCACCUCUAUAUUUUUUACCAACUAGAAUUAAUAAUUUCCUAUUUGGGGAUGUAGCCACUCUUCUGGGAAGUUUAAGCUUUCAUUGGUCCUUUAUAACAUAGAAGAAACUGUUUUAAGCACUAUAAUUGGUGGGAUCAGUCAUAGUGAAAAAAUGUCAGUAAUCUAGAAACUGACUUUCAAAAUGGGAAUAUAGAAGAAUUCAUCCAAAGUCCUGGAGUAUUUUUAUAAUUUUUUUACCUCCAUCUCCUUUCUCUUUUUAUUAAUUUUUUAAAAUCCCUUACCUUUUGUCUCAGAAUCAAUACUAAGCAGUAAGGGCUAGGAAAUGGGGGUUAAGUGACUUGCCCAGGGUCAUAUAGGUAAGAAGUAUUUGAAUCCAAAUUUGAACCCAGGACCUCCUGUCUCUAGGCUUGCUUGGCUCUCAAUCCAGUAAGCCACCUAGCUGUCCCCUUCUUUCUCUUUUUAACAAAUAUCUAUUAAAUUAGAAAAAAGAGUUUAAAGUAUUAGACAGAACUUCUUCCAAAAUCAGUAAUCAGAGAGGUUUUAUUAGGUGGUUUGAUGAAUCAGUUUGUUCCUAAUUAAAUGGGAUGAUGCUACUGGAUAAGAACUAUACCUCUUAUCAAGCAACUUAUUAUAAGAUAAAGCUGAGUCAGUCAUUUUUCAGUCAUGUCUAAUUCUUCAUGACUCCAUUUGGAUUUUCUUAGCAAAAGAUACUGGAAUGAUUUUCCAUUUCCUUUUCCAGCUCAUUUAACAGAAGAGGAAACAGGCAAAACAGGGUUAUAUGACUUGCCCAGGCUUACACAGCUAGAAAGUGUCUGAGGACAGAUUUGAAUUCAGGAAGAUCAGUGUCUUCCUGACUCAAGGCCUGGUAUCCAUUGCACCACCUAGCUAUCCCCAUCUUCGCGAGAGAGACUAGACUGAUAAUUUCAAUGGUAUAAGAAAUUGCUGGGAAGAAAAGCCCUUUAACCAGUAUACAUCAGCACAUUCUAUGCAGCUCUUAAUCUUAGGUGCUUAGAGUGGUGAGAGCAGGUUAAGUGAGAUAGUAUGUAUCAGAGAUGAGACUAGAACCCAAGCCUUUCCUGGUUCUGAGUCCAGUUCUGUCCAAUGUACCAUACUUACUCUAUAGCACUUGUUAUUUUAAUAUAUAUCAUGCAUAUUUGACAUAGAUAUCUUGUACAUGUAGCAUGCAAAUAAACUUAACUAUAGUACUUGAUGCAUACUUUAAAUAUUUUCUACCCAAGUCACUAAUGUUUCUCUAUUAUACAUGAUAAACGUGGGCUUUCAAAAAAGACAUUAACAAGCAAUUUUAAUGAUGAUAUCCAACUUAGAUUUAUAUAAUAAGGAAAAUAUACCCUGCAUCAAUUCUCCGCCUCUUCAGAAUUUUUGCUAGUUUAUUUAGUCCACGGAGACUAGUAGUAAUAUCAUCAUUCAUGGUUGCUGAAUCAAUUCUCAUUUGAGCUUCUGCAUAUGUAAGUGAGGCCUGGAGAAAGAAGUUGUAAACUAACAUGACAAUUAUGAACACGAAAGUUGUACCUUCCUACCUCAGGUAAAAAUCUAAAAUCCAUAAAGUCAAACUGCUUAAAAUCAAUAAUGGAAAGGAAAUUUUGAGUAACGAUUCCAACUUUCAAUUCUGCUAUUUCUGGUUUAUUAAACUAGCAUUUUUCAGAGCAGAACCUUAUUAUCUACCUAAAGUCAAUGUUAAUACUGAACUAUAAAGAAAUUACUUUACUUCGGUUUCCUUCCUCCACUUCUUCCACUGGUUAUUUCAGUGUUUAACUGAAGUCUAAGAACCACUGAGGUGAAAUAAAUGUGAAAGUUUGGAAACUAGCCUAGAUAGUACGGACUAUUCCAGCAACCACAUGGUAAGAUUAUUUUAACAUAUAACUUUCAGUAUGCAAAUAAUUAGAAACAUGUAGAAGCCUAUACAACAUCUUACUGAAUGUUUCUGGGUUUGUUUUUUCAUCUGUGAAAAGAAAAGGCUUGCCUAGCUCAAGGAUUGACAAAGUUUGCUUUGGCUUUAGAUGUCAAAUCAAAAUCUAAAAACCAGAUUAAUCUAAGCACAAUAAACUUUGUCUUCAAAUAGUCAAACAUAAUUGGUUCAUUGUUUUUCCAAGUAUAUAGUGAAGUAAAUGGUGGGACUUUCGAGGGCCAAAGGCAAUCUUAUCCCCAAACCUAAAAUUGCAAAAAGACUAGAUCCCAUAAGGCAGAGUUAAUAUCUUUGGGAUAACCAACAAAGACCAGCAGUUCCCUUGGUGUUUGAACAGCAUCAGCAGUAGAAGAAAACAGAAGUAGAGCCAUGCAGCCUCUGACAGAGAAAUACUUUUCACCUCUCAAAGAGAGUGCCUAUAAUUACCUCAGUGUUUAGUAAGAAUUCUAUUGUACACAAUUUAUUUCUAAAUUUCCUAUUUUCAAGUACCACUGUAGAAAAUACUAGAUGCUAAAAAAAAAUCCAUCCACAAACUGGCAUGAUAGCAAUUAGAUAAUUAAUAUAGUCUUUCACUCUUAAUUAUUUUGAUUCUAUGAUCCUUUGAAGAAAGAUCAAGGUAAAGAUGGGACUUGAACUUGUACCAAAAGGUUACAGAAAACCCUUAACAUGUGCCUCAUACAGACAUGUAAACGUACCUAAAUGUUCCUGCUUCAUAGUGGAGCCCUACUAACAAAGGAGCUACCAUGAACAUACUAGUGUUUUAAAGUAUCUAUGAAUACAGAAAUGAAAGAAGAAUUCAUUAUAUUCUAGAAGAUUCACAGAAGUUACAAAGUUGAGAAGACCCAUAGAAAGCCUCCUUUAUAAUAGUUUAUUCUCACAUUUGCUGAUUUUUGUCACACAAUUCAUUUCACUGUUAUCAUCAAUUAGAAAUUCAUUUGGGUUAAAAGUUUUAAAAAUAUAAAAACCGUAGAAAUUCUCUAUCCUAAACCUCUGUAAAACAUUAAGUUUUAUGGCUUUCAGUAUAAUUUUCAAUAGGUAAAGUAACAUGUUAUGACUAUUGUCAGACUUGCUUUUCCCUAACAGGAACACCACUACAAAGUAGAUAGUUCAAAGCUCUAGAUUUGGAGUAUUUUCUUUCUUUUUUAAAUCCUUACUAUGAUGUACUAGGCAAUUGGGGUUGACUUGCUCAGGGUUACCACAGCUAGCAAGUGUCUGAGUCCAGAUUUGAACCCAUGUCCUCCUGAAUCUAGGCCUGGCACUCUAUCUACUAGCUGCUGUAGUUUGGAGUAUUUUCUAAAAGAAAGACUAGGGAAGCUGGCAAUGUAAAUUCUCUAGUUUUCUAACUCAAGUGAACUUGGGCAUUCUUUUUUCAAAGCAUCAAUUUUAUUUUUUAAACAAAGAAACACUUUAUACUUUACCUUUGAAUUAAUGGCACUUUUUGUAAAUCUGGUUUUUAAAAUUUCAGCAUUGUGAUUCAUUUCCCAAAUACAUGAAAAGGCAAGUCUAAGGAAAAGGAUGCAUAAAAUUUAAAUAGUGAUAAACAUUAAAUGUAAAUAUUAAGUCUUAUGAAAAAGUAUGCAUAGAUACCUGUCCACAUUCGAUCUUAAAGAGCAUAAAUUAGAGCUAAGCAAUUCUGGAACCAUAUCAAUUCUCUGUAAAAGACAAAAAUAAAACCUUAAAAGUUAUUUAUCAAUGAUAUGAAAUUUUAUUUAUAUUUUCCUGCUAAAUACUAAGUGGGGAGGAAAAUAAAAUCUUUCGGAAUGAAAAGAAAAA